AUGUUAUAAAAUAUUGUUUAUUCUGUUGGAUGGCUUGGAUCACAACCAAUAAUUUCAAUAUCACUUUUACGGUAUCUAAUUAAAACAGAUGUUGCUGCUCUUUAUGCUUCUUAAUUUUUUUUAAGAUUGUGGUGCAUAGCUGCCUUCUUUAUAGCUUUUAUUUAGUAAAUAUAUGGUUUUUAUAUAAUAGCAAGAUUGUGAUUUUACAACAUCCAACUAAGAAUUCACCUCAUGAAUUAGCUUAACCAUUCCGUUUUUCAUUUUCUCUUGUUUUCACUUGUGCAAUAUUCGAAUUUAUUCAAUUAGCAUUAACUAUUCAUGCAGUAAUAAUAGAAUAAAAUAUAAGUUAGCCUAUUACAGUAUAGUCCACUAUUUAGCCCUCUAUUAGUUAUUCAGAGCCUUUUUUCGAAGUUGGAUUAACAAUGUGACACCUAAUACAAUAUUUUGUUCAUUUUUGCUUAUGGGUUUAGUCUAUUUAUUAGAAGAUUGGAUAGUACUCAUUCCUGGUACAGCUUUCUAGAACAAAUAUCUUUCUAUUUAAAAAACUUUUGAUUGGUAACCUCUUUUAAUGGUUAUUGGUGCAGCAGCUUCUCAUACUCUAGGAAUUUGGAUGUUUAAAGUUUUGUCAAUGAAAAUGCAUUAAACAUAAAAAGCUUUUAUUGAUAGAGUUUCUUGGUCUAAUUAUAUAGCUGAUGAACCUGAUAAAAUCACUUACAGUUUAUGUGUAGUCAACAGUUUAUUCAGCAAAUAUUUAGAGGCUUAAUUAAGGAUACAUUGUGAGACUAAUUCUAUGUAAAUUGAUGGUCUGUCAUAAAAAGAACUUAGAGCUUUAAUUAAGGAUUAUUUUGAUAACCAUCUAACAUACAGUUUUUAAUAUAUGGAGUAAUUCAAAAUAUUUAAUUUUAAUAAAGAAGGUAAUUUUAAUAGAAUAUUCUGAUAAGCUGUUGAUGAUCCUGCCAUUUAUAAAGAAGAAGAUACUUUACUUAGGAGAUUAAUUAAAGAGAAGAUUUAUGAAAUCUAACUAUAACAUCAAUAAUAUAAAGAAUUAUUUGGUACUGAUAAGUAUCUGAAUCUUUAAUUUGAAAUUCUUUUUGAAGAUUAUGGAAUUCAUGAAUAUAUUUGGGAUGAUGAAACUCCAUAUAUUCAAUUAAUUAUUUCAUUUUUUGAAGGAAUAUUUUGUUUCUGUGGUGCUUUUUAUAAUCAUGAAUAUGACAAUUUAUUUUCUUAAGGCUAUAAAUUAGAAAUGUCGCAUGUAUCCUAUUAUGUAUGGAUAACUAUAUUUUUGGGAAUGUUUCAAUUACUUAAAAUAUUGUAAUUUAUAUGAAUAACUACAUAGUUCAUUUAAAUUAAUGUUCUUAUGGAACGUACAAACUUAUUUUUUUAGUGGCAUUUUUACAGAAUUAAUAAUUGUAUAUCUAACAAUGAUUUGGAUUGAACCUGUAGGAUAUUUAUAAGUCUUAGGCUUAGUUUUAUCUUAUUGUAUAAUGUGUGUAUUGUAUAGAUCAGCUGAAAAAGUGAGAGAUUAAAGUAUCCUCUUUUAUUUUAUAAUUAGAAAAUAAACUCUUCUAUUUGAGUUUUAUUACUUUUUUAAUAAGGGUAUAAAAAUUUACUGUGAGAGAAGGAUCUUAAAUUAUUUAAAUGAUGUCUCUUUGUGCAGAAAGAUUAAGUCUUAAUGAAUUUUUAAAAGUAUUGGCUUAAAUUCUUUGUACUCAUGGGAUCGUCAGUUAUGAUUAAUUGAGAUAAAUUAAAUUUAGUCAUUUUGGAAAGAGUCCUUUUUUCUAAUUUUAGAUUCCUUUUAUUUUUCAAUCUCAAUUAAGAUAUGAGAAUAAUAUCGAAGAUCCAUAUCUUCCUGAAUUUGAUGAAGAACAUCUUAUUAGAGAAGAGGAUAAACAAACAAAGUUUGAAAGGUAAUUAUAAUUUCUAUUAUAUAAUAGAUAUAUUAUAGAUAGUAAAUUUGAUAAUGAAAAAUAAUAAGUCAAAGACGAAGUCAAAUAAACAGUAUUAGAAAUUAGAAGAUUGAAUUAAUCAAAAAUAUUCUAAAGCAAUAUUUAAUAAUCAAGAAUUGUUUAAAAUAAUGAACAUCAAGAAUGA
Messenger RNA from Paramecium sonneborni, 2091 nucleotides. NCBI's taxonomy places the organism in Eukaryota, Ciliophora, Oligohymenophorea, Peniculida, Parameciidae. The record is from the annotation of a GenBank genome assembly.